Scomber japonicus (chub mackerel) is the source of this 6249-nucleotide messenger RNA. Its product is annotated as oxygen-regulated protein 1-like. Bases 1 to 6249 code for a protein of 2082 amino acids. Gene Ontology annotation, biological process: axoneme assembly; retina development in camera-type eye; photoreceptor cell development. NCBI's taxonomy places the organism in Eukaryota, Metazoa, Chordata, Actinopteri, Scombriformes, Scombridae. The transcript is spliced from 4 exons. The record is from RefSeq and is a predicted model, not a curated record. Gene Ontology annotation, cellular component: axoneme.
AUGAUGAAUGAGAUAGGAUUUCGGAGGAUCCCCCCUGACCAGCUGUCGGGGAGCGUCCACACCGUUGGCACCCAGCGCCACCCGAGCGUCAUCGACCCGAUCCCAUCCAAGCGGGUGUGCUUCUACAAAAGUGGAGACCCUCAGUUCAAUGGCCUGCGUAUGGUCAUCAACAACCGCACCUUUAAAACCUUCGACGCUCUCUUGGACAGCUUGUCUAAAAAGGUUCCUCUACCGUUCGGCGUCAGGAACAUCACCACCCCUCGAGGAGUUCAUGCGGUUUACACCUUGGAUGAACUGGAGGACGGAAAAUCCUACAUCUGCUCCGACAGCCGUAAAGUAAAACCCAUCAAUCUGGCGCUGGCUAGGAAGAAGCUGCCGCCUUGGUAUCACGCCCGACCUGCUAGCUCUCGUCGUCGGACAGUUCAACAAGCCAGAUUUUUCCCCGGGAGGAACGUCAACGGGCCGGAGCAGGUGGUUGCUGUUCGAACACCGAAGAGGCUGCUGGUGUUUCGUAAUGGAGAACCCUCGAUUAGACACACUGUGCUGCUCCAAAAGAGGACGACACCCACGUUUGAGUCUAUCCUGGGAUAUAUUUCAGGGCUGAUGGAAGUCCGUGUGGUGAAGUUAUACACGCCCGACGGCAGACGUGUGGAUGGUCUCCCAGGCUUGAUAUUGUGCUCUGGGACUGUUGUGGCUGCAGGUCGGGAGCCUUUCCGGUCUGCAAACUACGAUGCACAGAAAUCACCAGCUCCAUCCCGGCUGCACGCCAACCGAUUGGUUCCCAAGAGACUAAAGACUUUAAACCGUAAAAAGAAGUUGCUCUCAUAUUCACCAAAGUCAAGAAACUUCUCCCCCGCAUCAGAGAGGUACAUUGUGAGUCGGAUUCAUAACUCCAUUGCGGGAAGUUCAUGUGAACUACCCAGUAACCCCAGUAACUCCAUGGAGUUGGAGACAAGCCGUUUACUGGGGUCGGUCGCAGAAACGGAGCAUGACACCUGCCUCAGCGAUGGGACGGGGGAAGGGAUGCCCACUGAGGACGACAUUGAGAAGUCCUUUCGUGUGAACCAGGAUGGCAGUAUGACAGUGGAAAUGAAGGUGCGGCUAACAAUUAAGGAAGAGGAAAUUGUCCAUUGGACGACAACCCUGACACGGUCCAGUGUUGCCAAUCAGCUUAAUGCGAGCAGUCUACUGGUGUCAGAGCCAGAGAAGUGCUCGCCUGAAUCAAACUCAUUGGAUUUACAAAGCCCGGCUGCCUCCACUGACACCAUUAACAGGAAUGAAACUAAAGACAACAACGAUGAGGAUCCACCAUCAAUGGGUAGUGCAGCUUUCAGCGAAAAUAGUAAUGAAGAGGUUGACAUCAAAGUACCGAUGGAUGUGCUUUCCCCUUGGAGAGCUCCAACCCCAGGACACAAGCAACUUACAAGAAGGCAAUCUUCUUUGGACAGCCUAAAAUCAGUGAUGGCAGACAGGGUUCAACAGACACACAAUAGAGCCAUGACAGAGCAAUACCGCAUGGUCAAGCAGAGUGGCACUAGACCAGUACCCAAACCCAGAAGAUUAGGAUCUGUAGAUGCCAAAACUAUAAACAGCAGAAAUGUAUCCACAUUCAAUUCAGCGAGCAUGACUGAAAUCAUGCAGGUUGAUUCCGCCGAGGAGGAAGUCACUGAAACUGUUGUACGCAUAUAUGAACAACAGACAUACCAGGAUAAUUUCCUUUCAAACUUUUAUACACAUGAAGCAUCCACAUCUGGGAUAUCUUAUUCUAGGCCAGCUACUUCAGAAACAGGACGGCUUUCCUCCAGCAAUGAAUUUGAACCCGAGCUCUGGAGACCCUCGACAGCUUCUGAGGCCAUGAGUAUCUGGAGGGCGGAGAGCAUGUCAGUAAUGUCUGAUUUAACCGUGCCGUCAUUUAAGACUGGGGCAAUUCAAGCAACAAAUAGGAAACUACACUUCUCAAAGUCCACUUAUGGCAAAGAGAAGCCAGAACAAAGAGAGGUUAAUAAAGACAAGAUGUUAUCCUCAAAACCCAAAGUGAUCAACAAACGUGUUCAUCGACUCAUGUCACCAGGCAAAAGGAGAAACAAAACUCCUGCAGAAGCAACCGAGAAACAAAAGAAAGUGAAAACUUUCUCCAGUGCUGGAUUCAUUAAGAGAAUUUAUGGGAAUAAAUCAAAACCAGCUAAAGCCAUUAUGAAGCCUAAAAGGAGAUCUAUACAAAACAGUGAUGGAGGUGAUACAACAAAGAGCUCAAAAUCAUCAGGUGAGACAAUAAAAGACCUAACUAUACCAUCACCACAGAAAAUAAACAUAAGUAAGACAGUUACUCCUGAAACAAGCAGGCUGAAGGUUUCUCUCACUGAAGUAAACCAGCCACGGGCAACACUGCAACGUCAGACAUCAAUGCAUCCGGAGAAAAACAACAAAAACGAGUCUUAUGAUGUCAGUGAAAGCAUGUCAAUGCCUGCUUUUAACUCCUCCAGCUCUGUCACUAAUGAAUAUGUAGAGAACUGGCUGGAGAAAGCCGAUCUUAAUCCCACUGACGACUCAGAUGUGGAAAGUAAGAGCUUGGAGGCAGUUAUUCAUGAGAAAACAGAAAAUGAUAUGUUUGGGGAGUCAGAGAGUGACUGUGGGUUGAUUACUGUUGCAGAGGAGGUAAAGUGUUGUGAGAAAUCAGAAAUGCAAACACCACUGCCUGAAAAUGUGCAAGUAAAUUCUGUCAAACAGAGAAUCCAGUCUUUUGAAAACAAAUCAGGUUCAUCAGUGGAGACAACGACGGCCAUGCAGCAAAUCACUCAUGGUCAUGCCACCUCUACAAAUACAGACAACUGCAAUAGAUAUGAAGUGAAUAACACAGAGGAAAUGAAACCCAACUCGGAAGCGUCACCUCCUGUCAGUCAAAAGUCAAAUAAAAAGCAGCUCUCCAGAAACCUCUCCUCCGAGACUGUGUCAGAGUCUCCGAAUAAAACACAAUCGCCAUCCGACAGCGAGUAUCAACAGUCAAUAAAAUCAACUUCUGAGAUGGACGAAAGAUCAGAAACAUCUGAUCAGAGUGACGACAAUAAGGUGAACGAGACAGAUGACCUUAGAAAAGCCUAUCAAGACAAAUCCAUAGACACACACAUAAUGCCACAGCCGUUAAACAUCUCAAACCAGCCAAACAUGAAACCAGUGCUUGAGAAGAUUUGCUACUCAAUCAAGUCAAUUAGACAAAUCACACAGAACAAACGUCAAUCAUGUCUGGAAAAGUCCAACAGCUUGCCUGACUUCUCCUCUCAUGUGGCUUCUACAUUUGGCUCAUCAUCUAAAGCUCUCCUUGCUUUCUUGGCCGUCAUGACCUUAAAAGAAGGUAUAACUAACCUAAAUGGGGAUGAGCUGAAUGUAAACAAUGUCAGUUGUGCAGAAGCUUUGAAAAUGAUCGAUUCCCUCAGAGAGAUCGCCAACAUUGAAGAUUCUCACAAGUUAAAAACUAGUUUGUCCGAUUUACAAAAGUCAGCUUCGAAACAGCUCCUGGAAAGUUGGAGGGGCUUUCAGGAAAUCAGUGAUAAAUGCAAGAGUCGCAGCUCAACACCAAAUUGUUCGGAGCAAGAAUUUAUGUCCGAGGCUAGUAGUGAACAAGGCCUUGAAGAAAAUGUUAUUGAUGAGAUGAUGAGUGGGCUCGACAUACCUGAGACACUUAAGGAGGAACUGGCUUAUCUUUCGGCGGAUAUCGAAAGUGAGAGUGACAAUGAAGGAAAGACGUCAGCAGAUGAGGCCUUUAAUGUCAAGGAUGUAACUCAAGAUGAUGAAGCUAAAGUUGAUAUUGGUUCCAACAUUAAAAACUUCACAGACAUUAACCAGCUGAAACAAUCCAAUGUAGAGAUAGUCAGUCAGAAAACCAAUUUAAAGCAGGUUUCAACGGACCAGGCAACUGAAGACGAUGACGAUGAUCAACAUGGUCAGAACUGUGCAGCUAAAUAUCCACCACCAGUUGAACAUAAUAUUGAACAAUCAUCUGAAGAAAGGCAGCUUAACAGUCAAGAGGAUGAAGAAAAUCAGCAGCAAAGCCACGAUGAAGACACAUUAAGCCAAGAAAAGGCGAAUAUGAGUGGCGCUGAGAGUUGUAGCUCUAAAGAAGAGGAGCAAGAUAAGGAGUGUAGGCAAAGUGAGGAAAGCGUUUGUAUUCCUGAGUCAGGUUCAGAUGACGAAGGGCAGAGGAUGUCAAGUGCCAAUAAAGAUUUAGAACAGAAAGUGAGCGGUGAGGAAAGUAUUUCUAACUCAGAAGCAGGUGAACAACAAAGCUCAGAAGAGGAGUCUGAAGUUCAAUGUGAGGAGAGAAAACAGGAGAGCAGGGAAAGUGACCUAUCAGAUCCUGAACCUCACUUUGAACCACCAAGCACUGUCUACGUGAAACUGAACGCCAGUAGUAAGGGGAGCAACUUGAGCCCAGAUAAUGAAAACCAGUCGUUGUCAGAGGAAGAGCAAGCAGAAGUUGAACGCGCAUCUAACUCAGACAUUAAUGAGCCAUCGUCUUCAGAGGCAGAGCAGUCAGAGGUUGAACGCAAGGAACUAAACGCUAUAGUUGAGGUGAAUUUAUCUGAACCUGAGGAAGAACAUGAAAGCGAGGAAGAACACCUCGAUGAUCAGCAAGAUGAUAAAAUGAAAGAGUUUAAAGAGACAGAUGAGGACAAGGUUAACUCAGAAGAUGAGGACAUUGAUGCUGACAAUAUUAUACGCAAUGUGAUAGAAAGUCAGGAUUCACCUAUCAUCAUUAAAGACAGUCUGAUAGAAGAGUCUGACACAUUGGAAAAGCAUGAUAGUUUUAAUGUAGAGGAGGACAGUGGGAAUGACCACAGCAGCUGUGAAGAACUAGAGCCACCAAAAGUAAAACAAAUCAGCAGCUCCACUGAGGAGGAAUUAAGCUGCUAUGACAAAGUCUUAAGCUUAGAGGAGGAACAUGCCAAUAUUGACAGACACAUAGAGGAGAGCUGUGUAGAUUAUCAAGAAGCUCCUGUAAUAGCAAAAUCGCCUGAAGAUACAAAACCUGAAAAGGCCAUAGUAUCAAAGUCGGUGGCAGAGAAGGUGAGUUUUCUGGAAAAGAAAUCUGCCCAGAAGAUAACAAUUGUUUCACAAAAAAAUGUCCCUCUUGUGACAGAUGUUGAGGAAUCUCCCUCCGAAUCUCCCACAUCUGAGCCAGCUGUCAGCGCCCAACCAGUCCCUCAAUCGUCAUUGUCUUUCAGCUACGAUUGCAGUGGCAUUAUUACCACAGAGCCCGAGGGCAGCAGGGUGAAGUCAAUCAGAGAAAUGUUCCUGGCAAAGAGCUCAACAGAUACACAGCAAGGGCAGCGACGUUUGCCGAGCUCGAACAGAUCGGAGCGGGUCGAGUUAAGAGCCGAGACAUCAACCAGUGGCGGCUAUCAGUCUCAGACUUCGAGCGAGCUGUCCAGUGGCGAAGAUGAUUCAUCGCGGACGACCAUCAGUAAAGGCUUUGUGAGGAGAACAAUUGAAAGGCUUUACGGCAAGAAGGACGUUACUCCUGAAGAGGUUGAAAGCGAAAGGCCUCCGUCUGCACCCAAGCAGAAAAAGAAAGAACAGCCAAACAUUUUCUCUCCUUUCCACAUGGCCCGCUCCAAAGCCAUGUCUGAGUUGUCUUAUUUCAAUUCCACUAAUGCACUGGACACCUUAAGUGAAGCGACACGAUGCAUUGCUUUUAAUGCACAAGUCGGGCCUGGAGACAGUGUCCCCAUUGAUAAAGGUAGAUGGCUCCUGAAUGAGAGCACACUGAUGAGAAAGUCUGUUUCCGACCCAGUUGGGAUUAGCAAAAACUGUCCCAAAGAUGAAGGAAUAUGUGAGGAUACAGCAGAGAGCACUCCAUAUUCCCUCUUCAACACAAAGUCUGAAGUGGAAGACACGAAAAAGUCAUUUUCUACAAAGUGCACCUACUUUUCUUUGCCCCAUGCCAGUGACUCUGAGGUGUGUCAGGAGGAGCUGAGCACAGCGAGCAAAGGCAGCUUGAACGGCGAUAGCAUCACAGAGACAAAAGACAAUUCAGAGGACACUAAAACGUGGGCGGAGAAGAACGGCACACUUCCCAUUGUCAGCAUUACAGACUUUAAGAUGAAGGAUAACAAAGUGCACCCAGUGACAGAUAAUGCGGUUGUAGCGGUACAGCCUAAAAAAGGUCAGACUGUUGUGAACAGAAGGCCUCAAGAACCUGAUGUGUUGGACAUAGUGUACAAUUUUUGUGGUCAAAACUGUCCCAUCUUGUAA